Messenger RNA from Cooperia oncophora, 399 nucleotides. The record is from the annotation of a GenBank genome assembly. Lineage: Eukaryota; Metazoa; Nematoda; Chromadorea; Rhabditida; Trichostrongylidae.
UCUGGUUUCAGAGGCGACGUGGUCCCAAAAGAUGUCAAUCAGGCUAUUGAGUACAUCAAAACCAAACAAACACUUGAAUUCGUCAGCUGGUGUCCUACUGGCUUUAAGGUGGGUAUCAACCAGAAACCACCUACCGUAGUCCCAGAAAGUGGACUUGCGCCAGUUCCUCGAGCGGCAUGUAUGCUGUCGAACAAUACGGUAAUCGUCAAUGCUUGGACUCGCCUCAAUCACAAGUUUGACCUCAUGUACGCGAAAAGAGCGUUCGUUCACUGGUAUCUAGGCGAAGGCAUGGAAGAAGGGGAGUUCUAUGAAGCUCGUGAAGAUUUGGCAGCACUAGAAAAGGACUAUGAAGAGAUAUCGAACGAAGCGAUUAUGGACGAUCAAGAUGAUGAGUACUAA